UGGACACUACAGUUGCGUUUAUUCUAAUAACUGUGAAACUUUUGUUUUAUGAAUACUAGCACAUUAUACAAUUCAUAACAUAUUUUCCCUGACACAUAUGGCAGGGAUGGUUAUAUUGUGAAAGGGUCCUGCAGGUUUUACCUACAUCGCUUAAGUUUCGUUUUGUCUGCUUUAUAACUCUUCCGUAUAACUCUUUGCGCCUGGUUCAUUUGAGGGAGUGUAAUCGUAAACCGUUCAUUUUGUUUCUAGUUACUGACCUAAGAGCUUCAAGUAUCAAGAAUUAUGAAUAGAAGAAACAGGAAUAAUUAUCUCUCUAUAGCCGUUGUGCGCGCAAUUGGACUGGACUUCAUUGAGAUGCUAGAAGAAACCAACAGGAGAUCCAUUACUGACAGAAACACACUCAGAGACAUCUACAAUGAAGAGUUUCGAGAUAGGGACGGCGGUGUCAAAGACCCAAACUUCUCUAGAGUCAUCUUUGCAUUGAGAAACGGAAAUAAAGCCCGUCUUUCCAGAUCAGGAAGACAUGUUUACUUUAACACCAAUGUCCGAGUGAAGCUGCACGAUCAGUGGUUUAGACCUCGUCGAAGACAGCAAAACCAAGCAACUCCUGCUCCAGGUCAUGCUAGCUCAUUGUCAGCUACUAGUGUUCCAGGGCCAGAUGGUGGAGUCAGAGGAAGAAGAAGAUUGGCGAAAGACAUCCUACAGCGACUGAACACUACAGACAGGUCCUUUUUUGUAGCUGAUAAGCAUGGGGUGCAGGUGUCCUCAGAGCUGUAUAUGGAAAGUGGAAAGAUUCGGAUCAGUGUGGAUCGAGCAGAAGUUUAUGAGCUGAAGCUGUUUGUGGAGAACACGGGUCAGGAGGCCGUGUAUUUCACAUACUACACUGCUCUUCACUGGCUGCAGUAUUUCACUCUGGAAGACACCAGAAGAGUCACACGUAACAAUCCACUCCGUCUGGAGCCACGUGAGAAGUAUGUGGUGACUGUGAGAUUCAAAUCUUGUCACGUUGGAGUUUAUUCUGCUACUCUAGCAUUUGAGUUUAAGCAGAACGCCCAGCCCACCACCCGUCCCUUCCACAUUGUGCGCUUCAUUGAAGUGGAGUACAGGACUAAGCUUGCAGCCUUACUGGGUCCUACAGAACCAUACAAACCUCUGAGACUCAACAUCUCUGAACCUGAAAACUGUAAAGUGGACGAGGGAUCUCCACCUGAGGGUUAUGUUCAGAACUUUCUUGAAAAUGUUCUGCCACUGGGGCAAUACACUCCUCCUCCUGACAUCCCUGAACUAGCCAAGCUCCUGAAAGAUGGCUGUUCUUCCCGGAUCCUCAGGGGAAAGUUUCGGGAACUUCAGUCAUUACUGCAGAGUCCGCUAGGCUUCCAUAAUUAUGCAGAACGUUUCGAUUUACUGCUGUAUCUGGAGGAGUGUCAGAUGCAUGUGGAUAUCAAGAGAUACAACAAAGAUCAAGUCACCUUACUCAAAGACUAUGACAAGAGACUAAUGGUCUUAAACCUCCCUGGUGUUUCGGAGAAUAGGCCAUCAGUCCUGAGAGGAGAUCACCUGCUUCUCACCAAGAGUGAGGAGGUCAGUUUCUCAAAUGUGACCAAAUACAAGGGCUACGUCCACAAAGUGGAACUGGAUCGGGUCAAACUGGGCUUCUCUCGAAGAUUCCUUGACCAGGUAUAUCUAGAUAAGAUGAAAUUCCGUGUGGAGUUCACAGUGAAUCGGCUUCCGUUAAGACUGCAACACAGAGCUGUACACAUGGCGGUCCAACACAAGCUCAGAGAUGUGCUGUUCCCUGUAGGCUCAAGGAGCUUGAACCCUGCGUCUCCACCUGCACUGAGGCUCUUUGAUCAGCAGCUUCAGAGGAACCCUGAACAGUACAGUGCAGUAUGUAACAUUGUGGCUGGUACGUCCAAGCCGGCACCGUACUUGGUCUUUGGACCUCCUGGCACUGGUAAAACCGUCACGAUAGUGGAGGCCAUCAAACAGGUGGAGAAGAAUAUACCUGGUGCCUGCAUCCUAGCUUGUGCUCCAUCUAACAGUGCAGCUGAUCAGCUGUGUGAAAAGUUGAUCACUAGUCAACAUGUUGAUGCACGGAAAAUAUACAGACUUUAUGCUAGCUCACGCGAUCCAAAAUAUAUCCCUAAAGUUCUAAAGAAUAUCAGUAAUCUGGAGGGAGAGAUGAUUGUUUUCCCAUGUAAAGAGGAUCUAAUGUGCUACAAGAUCCUGGUCAGCACUCUGGUCACCGCUGGCAGGCUGGUCACUGGUGGUUUUCCUGUAGAUCAUUUUUCUCACAUCUUUGUGGAUGAGGCAGGACAUGCUAUUGAGUCAGAGACCAUCAUCAGUGUGGCAGGUUUGCUGAAUGCAGAGACUGGACAGCUUGUUUUGGCUGGAGAUCCCAAGCAGCUGGGGCCAAUCCUGAGAUCUCCUCUUGCCAUUAAUCAUGGGCUUGAUGUCUCUUUGCUGGAGAGGCUGAUGACACAGAAUGAUCUUUAUAAGAAAGAUGACAUGGAGUUUGACAAACGCUAUGUCACCAAACUUCUUCUGAACUACAGGUCUCAUCCAUCCAUUCUGAAAGUUCCUAAUGAAUUGUUCUAUGAUGGGGAGUUGGUGGCAUGUGCAAAUGAGAUCAGCUCCAACCAAUACUGCACCUGGGAGCACCUUCCCAAAAGAGGAUUUCCUGUGAUUUUCCAUGGAGUGCCUGGGAAGGAUGAGAGGGAGUCAAACAGUCCCUCCUUUUUUAACAUCUUUGAAAUCGAAAUCAUUGUUGACUACCUGAAGAAGCUGCUCCUGACACAGGCCAAGAGGGGAAUCUCUAGAAUCUCCCCCAGAGAUAUUGGCAUCAUUGCCCCCUACAGGAAACAGGUUGAGAAGAUCAGAAGGGCCAUAAAAUCAGACGAAGACCUCGAAAAGUACAUGUGCAUUGAAGAUCUCAAAGUUGGUUCCGUGGAGGAGUUUCAAGGCCAAGAGAGGAAAGUGAUCCUGGUGUCGGCUGUUCGCAGCAGCAAGGAGCACAUCAUUUUGGAUGAAACGUUCAAUAUUGGGUUUCUCAGGAAUGAGAAGAGAUUCAAUGUGGCGGUGACAAGAGCAAAAGCUUUGUUCAUCAUGGUGGGAAACCCCACCAUUCUGCGAACUGAUGAAAGCUGGGGCCGGUUUAUUGACUUCUGCUUUGAGCAGGGUGGUUACACUGGGAUUUCUUUUACCAGUGUAGAGGGAAUAGAGGAGGUUGAAAAGCGUCUGCUUGCUCUUAACAUCCAGGAUGAGAGAAUGGAAUCUGAGGAGAGUGCAGUCCAACAAUAUGUGAAUCCUGAGUGGAGACACGAUUACUAGAAGAGAAGGUCCUUCGACUCAAGCCUGUCAAGCCUUCAGAAGCUAGUAUGGAAAUCCUGGAUCUGUCAAUUUCUAAAUCCAGGCACACACUGUAUGAUUUGUAUGGUCCUUUACAUGUGUUGCUUGUCAGACUGUAACAAAUGAUCCUAGUGGGAUCUUGGGUAAAAAAGCCAUGGCACAAUUUGCAACAUCAAAGAUUCUAAGUCAGACUACAUGAUAAACAUUGUAGUCAAGACUUUGUACAGUGCGAACCUGGCUUAAAUAUGAAUGAAUCUAUAAGUGUAAUUGACCGGUAAGCCCCUCCCCUCGAACGCAGAUGAGCCAAUGGCAGUCGAGUAUCAGUUGCACGGGACGCAGAACUCGGACAGCUGUAGGUUUCAGCGCCAUAGAGAAACACUGGAAGAUCCGAAGCUUUCAUUGGUUUGAUAGUGUUUAUGCUAUGAAAAUGUAAAAACGAUGCGCCAGUGUUACUUGUAACACUGAUUCCAGGUAUCCUGAGAGGAUAGGCAAUUUAAUGUAUGUUAUGACAUGUCCUAAACCCAAACAAAACAGAGCAAAAUUGGUUGAAAAACCAAGCAUUCAACCCCAAUCCCAAUUAAGACAAAAUCGUUUAUUUUCUGGGUAUGCUAUUACAAACCUAAAUAGCGAACUAUUUUCACAUUAUGUACAGUGUAGGGCAAAAAAAAAAAUAAAUAAAUAAAUAAAUAAAAUCCCAUAUAAACCGAAGGUCUACAUUUCACUGUCUUUUCGUAUUAAACUGGUUAAAUGUAAAUUAAUUUAAUCGUACUCUGCGAUAUAUGAACAGUGUUGAUCCGGUGUUCUGUCGAUUUUUCCUACCCUGCCAGAUUUUGCUACCUCCCAUUUAAACAGUGUGUAAGUUAGUAUUACAAUUUGCCAACGAAAAAUGCUACCUGUAAAGUUAUGGUUUAUUAACGUCUACACCUACCACAACCCUAAACCUACCCGUACAGUAAUGCAAAUACAGUAAUUAUGUGUUAUAUUCGCGGUUGUAGCUAGAAGGGACACAGCUACAGGAAACCAACAAUAAAUAUAUAUUUUUUUUCUACAUAUUAGAUUGUGUUUUAUUUAAGUCUACACCUACCCUUGCAGUAAUGCGGAUACAUUAAAUGUUGUUCAGCAUGAGAAAAAGGACACAAUAUUGAUGUCCGCAUGCGCAGUAAACCCUGGUAGGAAAAUCUGACGGGUGAGAUAAAAUGUCAGGACACCUGGAUGUUGUUAUCUGCUAUCGUGACGAACGUAACAUGACACUUCUCUCGCUUGCAUUCUGAUCUGUAAACCCUCGCUUCCAAAUUAAUACCCACAAUAUUUAUUUUAAAAUCUUUAUAUAUCACUGCAUAACAUAACAUACCGAUAGGUCAAUUGUAAAGCUUGCUCGUAACUGCAUUUAAUUUUUUUUUAUCAGAUAAAAUACUUUAAUUUACCUUAAAGAUAUGAGCACAUGGACUGAUUCAUAAACCACUGAUUUUUGAUAAUAUAAUGCUUUUCUUAUUACUACAUUAAGUCUUUUAUUAUUAAAUCACUGACACAUUCAUAUAUUUUCAAAUGAUCUCCAUUUAUGUCAAAAGGAGACGUCUCCUCUAGUGUGUAGUUUUACAGUUUAUGUCUCUCCCUUGUGGCUGUUGGGAGUACUGCUAUAGCCAGCUGAGUUACUCUGGGUCCCAGUGACGUUUGAGCCAUUUCCCUUAUUAUGUACUGUUAGACACCAAAUGCCUACAGACUUGCACUCCUAUCUUUAUCACCUCUGGGUGAAUUAUUAUUUUUUUUUAUAGCAUUUUAUACAGCCUAAGACUGUUAUAUAUACCUGAUUUUGGUAUCUAUCAAGUCAAAAUGUAUAUUUUCUUAGUUAAACAACAAACAAACACUUAAGUUAACUUUAAACCAAUUAGGACUUUCUACUCUUGACUUACUGUCCUCUGAAUCAUGCUGGACACCAAUUAUAGGGACAGUCCUACUGGGGAUUUUUUUUUCUUUUUCCAAGGGCAGCAAAAUAGCUCUUUCUCUCAGUCAACUCUACCUGUAAUUAACCCAGAGAUGUGUGUUCUCAGAUCAGUGUUUUACUCUGAUUCUAUGAUUCAAGAGAUUCAAGAUUUUUAUUAAUUUUAUUAAUUCAUUAUGAGUUAAUGCUUUUCUCUUAAAGGUGACAUUAUCAACAUUGUUGCAAAAUUUCACAGGCAAAAAAAGUCCAUUGUCUAUUAUCAAUAGUGUAGCAAUGUAUGAAGUACUGCUCACACAUAAGUUACUUUUAUACCAGGCAGCUUUCUAUUUUUGUUAGAAUCUGAGCAACCAACCUGAAACUACUGCAAAAUCUGUGUGGGGAAAUCUUUUCGCCCUCAAGCAAAAUUCCAGAUGCAAGUACCUAGGGAAAUGACUGGAUUUUGCCAAUUAAAAAAAAAAUUAAAAAAUUAUUUGCUUAUUGUGA
Cyprinus carpio (common carp) is the source of this 5770-nucleotide messenger RNA. RefSeq names its product putative RNA helicase mov-10-B.2. The record is from RefSeq and is a predicted model, not a curated record. Gene Ontology annotation, molecular function: 5'-3' RNA helicase activity; RNA binding. NCBI's taxonomy places the organism in Eukaryota, Metazoa, Chordata, Actinopteri, Cypriniformes, Cyprinidae.